Gallus gallus (chicken) is the source of this 3907-nucleotide messenger RNA. RefSeq names its product translation initiation factor IF-2-like. The coding region runs from base 1 to 1170 and encodes 389 amino acids. Lineage: Eukaryota; Metazoa; Chordata; Aves; Galliformes; Phasianidae. The record is from RefSeq and is a predicted model, not a curated record. The transcript is spliced from 2 exons.
AUGGAGAUCACCGCCUCGCCGCCCCGAUCCCCGCCGCCCCCGUUCCGCCGCGUUCCGCCCCGCCCUGGAGCGCCGGGAGCUCCGCGGGCGCCGCCCCCCCCCGGCCCGGCCCGGCCGGUUCUCACCUCGCUGCGGUUCGGCGCGGCCGUGCAGCGGGAGGCGAACGGCUCCGCAGCGCGCACAACAAGCCGCUCGCAGCGCCGCCGGACACGCCCCCCCGCCCCCGCCCGCCGAGCGCCAUUGGACGCCGCGCGCACGUGCCCCGCGUCUCAUUGGUCCGCCCGGCCGUCCGUCCCGCGGCGGCAGCGAGCCGCGGGGGGAGGGGCGCCGCGCCGGGGUGGGCGCCCCCGGGAGGGCCCGGAGGUACCGCGGGGGAGGGGGGAGAGGAGAGGGGGGGGCCGUGCGGGAGAGCGGCGGGAGCGCGGGCGGACGGCGCGCGGCUGUGCGGGGCGGCGCCGGAAAUGGCCGCGGCGCUGCGGGGAGCGCGGCGGGAGUGCGGCGCUGCUGCGGGCGCGGAGGAGACGGACCGCGAGCGCGGAGCUCAGCGCUGCCUGCGGGCAAAGAGAGGGACCGGAACCCAUCACGGCCUCCGGGCGGGCAGGAAGGGGCAGGAAGGGGGCUGCAGCACAGCGCUGCCCGAGGGCGACGAGAAGGACCUCGAGCCCCAACUGCAUCACUGCCUGCGGCUGCGGAGGAAGGCGGCCGGAGCCCAUUGGUGGCCGUGGGCGAGGAGGGGAAGGACCUCCAGCCCAGAGCUGCCCUCUGUUGAAGAGGAAAGGACCCGGAGCUAAAGAGGCCAUCACUGCCAGUGCGAGGAGAAGGACCCCCAGCCCGGCGCUGCCUGUGGGCACAGAGAACAACUCUGAGCCCAGAGCCCAUUGCUGCCUGAGGACAAGGAGGAGGGGGCCUGGAGCCUGCCUAUGGCAUGGAGGAGAACCGCGAGCCCAGAGCCCAUCGCUGCCCUUGGUUGGUGAGGAAGGGGGCCUGGAGCCCAGAGCCCAUCGCUGCUGUAGGCGAGAAGAGGGGCUGUGCCACUGCCGCCCUCCCAGACUGAUCCCAUCAGAAACGCGGCGGAAGAUCCCGCAGACAGCGCUGCCGCUCAGCGCCUCCCGCCCCUCUGCACGGGCAGCGCAGCAGUGCAGUAACGCCGCGUGUGCACAGCGGAGCUGAACACCACCUGGGGCAGGAGUGAGCUGCAGCGGGAGCCGUGCUGUGCUCCGGGUCCUCCUGCAGUGCCCCGAUGGGAAGAGCUGAGCCCAAAAUCCCCCGAAGGGACAUCAGAACAUCUCCGCGUUACGCGAUGUUGUUUUCCGUUCCCAAACAGCACCCACUCUGCCCUUUCCUAAGCUGAGAAACGUAACUACAACCCGCGUUGGUGCGCCGCUGUGAUGAGCAGAAGAGCUGUGAGGUCUGACCCGCAGACAGAGCCACGCACACCAGACCCCAACCCUGCCCAGUGCAGCCCCAUAAACCCCAAUGGAUGACAACACACACCCUGCUCCAUAGGCCGUCCCACACCCUGCCCCAAAGAACCCCCCAGUAGCCCACCACGUAUUCUGACUCAUAGUCCCCAUACCCUGUCCCAUAUAUGCCCCCAUACACGCCCAUAACCUGCCCUAUGUACCCACCCCAUAGGUUCACAUGACUCACACCCUGCCCCACAGCCCCAUAAUAAAUACGCCCAUACCCCCCCCCAUAACCCCCAUACCUCCCACCCUGUCCCAUAGACCACCAUAGGUUCUCCAUAGCCUUACCCAAAGCCCACUGCAUAUCCUGCCCCACAGGCCCUUUAUAUACCCCCAUAGAUCCUCACACCCUGCCCCAUCUCCUGCCCCACAGAGCCCCCAAACCAACUCCAUACCCUGCUCCACUGAACCCCUGGUUCAUACCCCAUAGUCCCCAUAUUCCAUACCCCAAUCCCACCUCAUACCCCCACACUCUGGCUCAUGUACCCCUCAUAACCUGCCCCACUGAAUACUCCUAUCCCAUCCCACCGCCCCCACAGUUUGCCCCAUGUACCCCUCAUAGCCCGCCCCACAGCCCACCCCAUAGACACCCCAUAACCCACUACGUCGUCUUCUCUCACAUACCUUGCCCCAUAACGUGCCCCAUAGCAUGCCCCAUAGAUCCCCAGCCAACCCUCCUCAUGUGCCCUACAGCCCCCACAUCCCCAUCCCACUCCCAUUUAUUUCCAUAUUAAGCCCCGCCCCCUUACAGCCUGCCCCACUGCCUGUACUCGAGGCCCCGCCCACCUCAGGCCCCGCCCCGUUAGGCCCCGCCCACUGACAUGCAGCCCGGGAGGCGGAGACAGUAUGUGGGUGGCCCCGCCCCCUGGCAACGCCCUCCACAGAGCUCCGCCCCCUUGCUCCUCAGGCCACGCCCCUUUCCUCCACUGCCCGCAGGCCCCGCCCCCCACGUGGUGCAAUGGGAUGUGGGCGGGGUCACAAAGGGGCGGGGCAACAAAGGGGGCGUGUCCAGAAUGGCAGUGGGGUCAGAAAGGGGUCAGGGGGUGGGGCUGGGGUCAGUGGGGUCAAAUAGGCCCCAUAACUGCCCCAUAGACCCCCUAUCCACCCUAUAGCCCGUAUGACUACCCCAUAGACCCCAUAGCCACUCCAUAACCGCCUCAUAGACCCUAUAACCACCCCAUAAUACACCCGUGUCUGCCCCACGCCUGUUGCAGGCCCCAGACACAGCUGCUCUCGGCCCCAUAGGAGCCCACAAGGGUGGCACAAGAGAGGCAACAGUGGCCUUGAGAGAUGUGGGGCUGAGACCCCAUAGUCGGUGUGGGGAUGACUCAUGAGUGGAGUCAGCUAAUCAACUAAUUGCUCAUUAAUUAUCACUGAUUAGCUAUUAUUUAUCACAAAAUGACACUAAUUACCACUUAAUUACCACUCAUAAUCAUCCCCAAUUACCAAUUACCAGUUACCCAAAGUUCCACUAACUCCCCAAUACUUCCCUGACCAAUUACCCACAAUUACUACUAAUUACCCAUUAAUUUCAACCAUUUAACCCUAAUUACCCCAUAAUUACGCUAUGAUUACCCACUAUUACCCCAUUACCACUAAUUACCCAUUAAUUACCAUUAGUUACAGAAUAAUUACCAAUUAAUUGCCCCUAAUUACCCCUAAUCACCCCCAGCUGUCAUUGAUCCCCCACUAAUUACCCCCAAUUCCCACUAAAUCCCACUAAUUCCCCCAUUUUUACCCCCCUAAUUAGCACUAAUUCCCACUAAUUAUCUCUCAAUUCUUACUAAUUAUCCCCAAAUUACCUAUACUCCUCACUAAUUACCACCACUAUUCCCACUCAUUCUCACCAAUUAUCUCCAAUUAUCACUGAUUCCCACUAAUUACACACUCAAUUCCCACUAAUUCCCCGUAAUUAUCCUUAAGUACCCUCAAUUACCACUAAUUACCCAAUUCCAACUACUUACCCCUAAUUCACCCUAAUCACCUGAUUCCUGCUAAUUAUCCCCCAUUCCCACAAAAUCCCACUAAUUGAUCCCCAAUUCCCAACAAUUACACCCAAUUACCCCCUAUUCACACUGAUUACCCCAUGAAAUCCCAUUAGUUACCUCCAGUUCCCACUAAUUACUCCUUGUUCUCCCCAAUUACCCCAAUUACCCCCAUAAUUACCAUCAAUUACCCCCAAUUCCCACUAUUUUCCCCCAUAUAGCCCCAAUUCCAUUCCCUAUAAUUCCCUCAAUCCCCCAACUCCCCCCAGUUCCCCCUAAUUCCCACCUAUUCCCCCCCAAUUCCUCCUAAUUUCCCAGUUUCCUUCAAUCCUCCCAUUCCCUCCUGUUCCCCCAAUUCCCAGUUGGGGUUGGGUUAGGGUUAGGGUUGGGAUGAGGGUUAGAGUUGCUGUUGGGGUUGGGUUGGGUUUGGAGUUGGAGUUGGGAAUAGGGUUGAUG